AUGAAGCACUGGAAGACUGGAUUUCUUUUCGAUCAGGAGGCGGCUGAAUCUCAAGAAGCUGUCUUCAAAUGUCCUGACUAUGGCAAAUGGUCGAGGCAAUUCCACGCUCCUUUCUCAAAUGGCAUCCACAAUCUCUCCUCCAUGAGACCCAUCCCGGCCUGCCGCACCUUCAACAGCUCAGUCGUAGAAGACGCCAUCGAGAAGACCGGAGAAGCGAUUGAGGACCCUGAUCUCAAGAAGCUCUUCGAGAAUGCCUUUCCGAAUACUCUCGACACAACAGUCGCCUGGAGAGGACGUUCGAUGAACAACUCCGAAGAGGAGCUCGCUUUCAUCAUCACCGGAGACAUCGACGCGAUGUGGUUGAGGGACUCGGCGAAUCAGCUCCAAUCAUAUGCUCCGCUCUUGACGGCCUCGAACUCGAACGACUCUUUGGCCUCGCUGUUUCGAGGCGCCAUCAAUCUUCAGGCCCGAUAUUUGCGAACCUCUCCGUACUGCAACGCCUUCCAGGCACCUCCAGAGUCAGGCAGGGAACGAAGGCACAAUGGUGCGUAUGGCGGAUAUAAGGUCCACCCGGAGUACAGCUGGGAUUUUGUCUUCGAGUGCAAGUACGAGCUGGACUCUUUGGCUGCAUUCCUUCAACUCUCACAUACUUACUACGACAAGACUGGCGAUGCCGACUUCUUUGGCAAAUUCGGCUGGGUGAAGGCUAUCGAGUCAGUCAUGGCAGUUGCACAGAACAUGACCAAUCAGUCGACAUACCACCCCAACGGCACGCAGUGGGACGCUUCCUACAUGUUCUCGAGAAUUAUCAAUCACGGCUAUGGCAAUCCAGUGGCCGCAAAUACUGGGCUCAUUCGCUCUUUCUUCCGGCCAUCGGACGAUCCAGUUCUUUUUCAGCUUUUUAUACCUGCCAACAUGCAAUUCUCGCAUUUCCUACGUCUCAACGCCGACAUCAUGUACAAGCUCCUAGACCAAGCGCCACUAGCCGACAGGAUGAAGGAGAUGGCGGCCGGUGUCCGAGCAGCCAUUGAAGAACAUGGCAUUGUCCAUACCAAGCAGCAUGGCGAUGUCUAUGCUUUUGAGGUGGACGGCUAUGGUGGCGUAAAUCUCAUGGAUGAUGCUAACUCGCCAUCUUUGCUAUCAUCUGCAUUCUUUGGAUAUCUUGAUCCAGGCGAUAAGACCUAUCAGAACACUCGAAAGAGAGCGCUUAGUACUUACAAUCCGUACUGGAUGCAUGGCUCAGCCAUAAGCGCCGUUGGAGGACCGCAUAAUGGACAGGAGAUGGCGUGGCCGAUGGCUUCCAUCAUCCGCAUCCUCACCACGAACGACUCGGACGAGAUUCUGCAGCAACUGCGACAGCUCAUCAGCAGCACCGACCAGCUUGGCCUCAUGCACGAAAGUGUUCGAAGUCAUAACGCCUCGCAAUGGUCACGAAGCUGGUUCUCCUGGGCGAACGGACUAUUCGGUCAAUGCAUCCUCGACUUACAAGCGCGCAAGCCCGAGAUUUUGAAGAUGAGCUUCCAGCAGAACUUCACCGGCACCUUCGAUGACGUGGGUGUGAUAGAACCUGUCGAACAGAGCCGACCGGAAGAAGACGAGCCCGCUCAUCCUUCAAGCGAGGCAGAAGAACAAACUGCUGGACAUUCGAGCCAUCCACUCACUAGUGGCAACUGGUCUGACAUGAAUUGGUUUUGGUCGAUGACAGGCCUCUUGGCAGUUGGCACCGCCAUGAUCUUAGCCUCAUUUCGAUCGAGAAAGAUGCGAACUCGAAUGAGCGGGGGUAAGUCCGACCAGGACGCAAUCACAGAGUCUCUGGUAACAGGGUGA
Messenger RNA from Zasmidium cellare ATCC 36951, 1827 nucleotides. RefSeq names its product glycoside hydrolase family 125 protein. The record is from RefSeq and is a predicted model, not a curated record. The transcript is spliced from 4 exons. The coding region runs from base 1 to 1827 and encodes 608 amino acids. NCBI's taxonomy places the organism in Eukaryota, Fungi, Ascomycota, Dothideomycetes, Mycosphaerellales, Mycosphaerellaceae. Gene Ontology annotation, biological process: carbohydrate metabolic process.